AUGCAAGCGGCGCGAUGCCCGACAGAUGAGCUGUCGCUGACUAAUUGUGCCGUGGUGAGCGAGAAGGAUCUGCAGUCAGGACAACACGUGACUGUGAAGACCACACCCAACCACAAGUUUGCGUUUACAGUCAAGACCCACCACACUGUGGCUCCUGGAACCAUCGCCUUCAGCCUGCCUCAGAGGAAAUGGGCCGGCCUCUCCAUCGGCCAGGAGGUGGAAGUGUCCAACUACAACUUCGACAAGUCCAAGCAGUGCAUUGGCGCCAUGACAAUCGAAAUCGACUUCCUGCAGAAGAAGAGCACCGACUCCUCUCCGUACGACUCGGACAAGAUGGCCGCCGAGUUCAUCCAGCAGUUCAACAACCAGGCCUUCUCCGUCACCCAGCAGCUCGUGUUUAGUUUCUGCGAUAAGCUGUUCGGUUUGGUGGUGAAGGACAUCGAGGCCAUGGACGCCAGCAUCCUCAAAGGAGAGCCGGGCUCUGGAAAGAAACAGCAAAAGAUUGACGUCGGGCUGAUGGUGGGCAACAGCCAGGUGAUUUUCGAGAAGGCCGAGAACUCUUCCCUCACGCUAGUCGGUAAAGCAAAGACCAAGGAGGCACGACAGACAAUCAUCAACCCAGACUGGAACUUUGAGAAGAUGGGAAUCGGAGGUCUGGACAAGGAGUUCUCCGACAUUUUCCGCAGAGCUUUCGCUUCCCGAGUUUUCCCUCCUGACAUCGUGGAGCAGAUGGGGUGCAAGCACGUGAAGGGCAUCUUGCUGUUCGGACCUCCGGGAUGCGGUAAAACGCUGAUGGCCAGGCAGAUCGGAAAGAUGCUCAACGCCCGCGAGCCCAAGAUCGUCAACGGCCCCGAGAUCCUCAACAAGUACGUGGGAGAAUCCGAGGCCAACAUCCGCAAACUGUUCGCAGAGGCCGAGGAGGAGCAGAAGAGGCUGGGAGCCAACAGCGGCCUCCACAUCAUCAUCUUUGACGAGUUGGACGCCAUCUGCAAGCAGAGAGGCACGGGCGCCAGCAGCACGGGCGUGCACGACACCGUGGUCAACCAGCUUCUGUCCAAGAUCGACGGCGUGGAGCAGCUCAACAACAUCCUGGUCAUUGGAAUGACCAACAGGCCUGACCUGAUCGAUGACGCCCUGAUGAGGCCCGGCAGGUUUGAGGUGAAGAUGGAAAUCGGUCUGCCUGAUGAGAAGGGCCGCGUCCAGAUCCUCACCAUCCACACCAACAAGAUGAGAAGCUUCAACCUGCUCGCCGGCGACGUCGACAUCAAAGAGCUGGCAUCUGAGACGAAGAACUACAGUGGUGCCGAGCUGGAGGGUCUGGUCAGGGCGGCGCAGUCCACCGCCAUGAACCGACACAUUAAGGCUACAUCCACAGUUGAGGUGGACAUGGAGAGGGCAGAGAAGCUGCAGGUCACCAGAGCUGACUUCAUGGGAUCCCUCAACAACGACAUAAAACCAGCGUUCGGUACAAACCAGGAGGAUUAUUCCAGCUACAUCAUGAACGGCAUCAUCAAAUGGGGCGACCCGGUCACUCACGUUCUGGAUGACGGAGAGCUGCUGGUGCAGCAGACCAAGAACAGCGACCGCACACCGCUGGUGGCCGUGUUAUUGGAGGGUCCACCCCACAGUGGAAAGACGGCUCUGGCAGCUAAGAUUGCAGAGGACUCGCAGUUCCCCUUCAUCAAGAUCUGUUCUCCAGACAAGAUGAUUGGACACUCAGAGAUCUCCAAGUGCCAGGCAAUCAAAAAGGUCUUCGAUGAUGCUUACAAGUCUCAGCUCAGCUGUGUGGUGGUGGACGACAUCGAGCGUCUGCUGGACUACGUCCCCAUCGGCCCUCGUUUCUCCAACCUGGUCCUUCAGGCUCUGCUGGUGCUGCUGAAGAAAGCGCCGCCCAAGGGCCGGAAGCUGCUCAUCAUCGGCACCACCAGCAGGAAGGACGUCCUGCAGGAGAUGGAGAUGCUGGACGCCUUCAGCACCACCAUCCACAUCCCCAACAUCUCCACUGGGGAGCAGCUCGUCGACGCCUUGGAGCUGCUGGGAAGCUUCACGGACAAAGAGCGGGCCAGCAUCGCGCAGCAGCUCAAAGGGAAGCGGGUCUGGAUCGGCAUCAAGAAGCUCCUCGUGCUCAUCGAGAUGUCGCUGCAGAUGGACCAGGAUUACAGAGUGACCAAGUUCCUGUCUCUGCUCAGAGACGAGGGGGCUGAUCGCAGCUUCUACGAGUAGAAGGAGGUGGAGGGCCGAAGCGAACAUCUCGCCACCUGCGAGCCACCCGCCAAACAAACCGAGGAAGACGAGGAGGUGAAGAAGAAGGAGAAGAGCUCUUCCUCCCGUCUGCUCAUUCGUCCGUCUAUCUAUCUAAAUAAUACAAACCCGGUCCGAGAAGAGGAGCACACACACAAAGUCCUCUUCGUCUCCGCAUGUUUCCAUCGGCAGUACCACCGAAUAAUCCUCCUCCUCGUGCUCAUCGUCACCUGUUACACUUAUCGACAUAUCACAGCAAACUACUGGAAGUCGUACUGUUAUUAAACUGUUAUCUGUAAAGAAACUGCAAUAGAUGAUUGUAAAAAAAAAAAAAAAAAAGUGCUGUUUUGUGCAUUGUGCGUAAAAAAAUUACCCUAAAAAAAAGAAGAAGAACUAGAAGCCACGUGUGUGUUUAGCUAUACUAUUUGUUGUAUUUCUCGUCCUGCUAAAGGUAGUUAUCGUCAGUACGGUGUGUAUCCUCACGAGCAGCAGAAACACGUGCAAAAGUGACAAAAAUGCCGAUUUGGAAUAUUACGAUGUAAAUCUAUACGAGGCUUUUAGUGAAAACGUAGUGGCUGUAAGAAGAAAAAAAAAAAAGCUGUUCCAUGUGUAAAUGUAAACCCUUUAAAUACACAGUAUACCCCCCCUCGUUCUGUAAAUAGUAUAUAUAGACAGAAAGAAGGCAGUAUAUCACGAGAAUAAGUCUAUUUCGUACUAUAUCAGUAUAUGAUUCUUCCCUGUGGCUAUGGAGGUGUUCCGGGUUAGUGUCAUGUGGAUUGUUUGGCCUGUCUGUGUUGCGUACAGUACGGUUCGGUCUAGCUAGUGUUGCCAUGGCAUCAUCAGUGUUAGAAAUUUAAAGAAAAUUAAAAUAAAAUAAAAAAACUCUAUAUGUAUAUUCUGCACUUUUAACAUCGACUCUACGAAACCUUUAUCUCGGCGGAUCUUUUGCGGGGGAGGGGCGUGGGGGUUCCAGCUCGGCUCGCGGUGCAUGUGCAGGGAAACAAACGUGUGUCCAGGACGUUUUGAUUUGGAGGGACGCGCUGUUGUUGUUGUUGUUGUUGUUGUUGAAUGGGAGCAUGCAAGUGUGUGUGUGUGAGUGUGAAUCGGAUUUAGACAGCAGGUGGUUGAUUUGUGGAGUUUUUUUUCUCAUGUCAUGUGUUCAGUGCUUCUAAAGUCCAAAGUUUUGUUCUGACCAUUGGCAAUGUGUGUGAGUGUGUGUGUGUGUGUGUGAGAGUGUGUGUGUGGGUGUGUAAAUAUAUAUCAACA
Molecule: messenger RNA, 3507 nt
Organism: Stegastes partitus (bicolor damselfish)
Lineage: Eukaryota; Metazoa; Chordata; Actinopteri; Pomacentridae
Product: vesicle-fusing ATPase
Exons: 19
Coding region: 1-2223 (740 amino acids)
Biological process (GO): Golgi to plasma membrane protein transport; SNARE complex disassembly; intra-Golgi vesicle-mediated transport
Cellular component (GO): Golgi stack
Molecular function (GO): ATP binding; ATP hydrolysis activity
Source: RefSeq, a predicted model, not a curated record